GUCUACCGGGGUGUGCGGGGCAUCCGCUUCACCGCCCGGCACCGCCAGGCCGUCCGCUUCGGCCGCUUCACCUCGGCCUCCCUCCGAAACGAGAGCACCCUGCCCUUCGGCCAGGACACCUUCUUCUCGGUGGAGACCUGCUACGGCGUCCCCAUCAGGGACUUCUCCUUCUUCCCCGAGGAGCAGGAGGUUCUCAUCCCGCCCUUCGAGAGCUUCGAGGUCACCGGCAUCGCCCGCGACGGGGACAGAGCCCUCAUCCAGCUCCGCUCCCAGGCUGCGCUCAGCACCUACAACUGCGAGUUCGUGAUACU
Molecule: messenger RNA, 311 nt
Organism: Leptosomus discolor (cuckoo roller)
Lineage: Eukaryota; Metazoa; Chordata; Aves; Leptosomiformes; Leptosomidae
Source: RefSeq, a predicted model, not a curated record